Messenger RNA from Xiphophorus couchianus (Monterrey platyfish), 3780 nucleotides. RefSeq names its product erythropoietin receptor (gene epor). Gene Ontology annotation, cellular component: membrane; external side of plasma membrane. The record is from RefSeq and is a predicted model, not a curated record. Bases 208 to 1830 code for a protein of 540 amino acids. The transcript has 9 exons. Gene Ontology annotation, biological process: cytokine-mediated signaling pathway. Lineage: Eukaryota; Metazoa; Chordata; Actinopteri; Cyprinodontiformes; Poeciliidae. Gene Ontology annotation, molecular function: cytokine receptor activity; protein binding.
CCACUUAUUACGAGUGCAGAAACAUGGUUCUCUGCAGCUCCGAUAAUGCUGCGCAGACGAUGAAAACAUGUGGGUGCAGAGAGAAGAUAAGGAACCGUUUCAGAGUUCCUCAUCUGGUACUGAGAGUACGCUGCGGUUUCCCCUCCAUGAAGCUACCGAGGGGAUGCAGGUUGGACGGCAGAGAGUCCGAGUCUUUCAGACUAAACGAUGACAUGUGAGCGACUCGUCCGGCUGCUGGCUCUUUACCUGACGCUCUGCGCCGCCGCGGCUGCUGGAGACGUUCGGGAUUUUAAACGGAAAGCUUCCAUUCUUCUAAAGGAGGAACCGAAGAACCCGAAAUGCUUUGCGGAGACCAAGAAGGACUUUGUGUGUUUCUGGGAGGAAGACGAGGAGCGGGCCGGUUCUGUGGAUCAGUACUCCUUCACAUAUGCCUACCAAAAAGAGAACGGCAGCACGUGCGCGCUGCAGGUCCUGCGGUCAGCAGGUGGGAAGCGGCUCUUCGUGUGCCGCUUGGACCGGGUCCAGAUGUUCGUCCAGCUGGACAUCCGAGUUUAUCGGGAGGGGAUCCAGAUCCACAACCGCAGCCUUCUGAUCGAGCUUCUGUUUAUGCUCGACCCUCCCAAGAAUGUGACGGUGAGCAGCACAGGCCGUCAGGGCCAGCUGAACGUGAGCUGGGUGGCGCCGUCUCUGAAGUACAUGGACGACAGCAUGAUCUACGAGGUUUUCUACGCUCGCGCAGACAGUCACGUUGGGCAGGUGGAGGCGAUACAAGCCUGCUCCGAGAUGAUCCUGAGGGGCCUCGAGGCGAGUACAAAGUACAGGGUUCAGGUCCGGGUCAACCUGGAUGGCAUCACCUAUGACGGGUUCUGGAGCGCCUGGAGCGACCCUGUGUUCAUAGAGACUUUGCCUGCAGAACUCGACCCACUUAUUGUGUCCCUGACCUUCAUCGUCUCCUUCAUCCUUGUUCUGCUUUGUCUUACCAUGCUUCUGUCCCAUCACAGGUUCCUUAUCAAGAAACUUUGGCCAGCUGUUCCAACUCCUGACAGCAAGUUCCAAGAUCUUUUCACAGUUUAUGGUGGGGACUUCAAGGAGUGGUUAGGACAGACCAGUGGAAGCUUAUGGCUGACUUCCCCUUUCAUCCUCUCUGAAGAAUGCCCUUCUCCAUUGGAAGUACUCUCUGAACUCCACCUUUGUCCUCCGCUGUCCUCCCCACCUCUUCCACCAAAGGCCUCAAAAGCUUUGACCCUUGUUAGAAAUGAGGACAGGGGUUUGAGCAAAGGUCUUCUUGACGGAGAGUCAGUGGACAGGGUUGAUGCCCUUCAAACAAACGGAUGGAGGAGCCCACUACAAGACCACUGGCUGUUGGAUCGUCUGAGGGAGUUCCAACAACACCCCGUCCCCAGGUCCCAGUGUUCUCUACUGGAAUCUCAAGACACUUACAUCACCCUCAGCGGCAACAAACGCACUGAAGAAGAGCACAGGGAGGACACUCUCGAUGAAGCCUUACCCCCUGGGGUGUUUUUUGCCUCCAGAAAGCCACCCAAGAGUGAGUCUCACUCUGACCUGGGCUCUGUGCAGCAAAGCUCUGGUUCUGGGAACCUUUCAUCUCAAUCCAGCUUUGAGUAUCCAAACAAUGUCUGGAUAGCCAAAGAUCCUGGAUACACCUACAUGGCAGUUGCAGACUCUGGGGUCUCCAUGGAUUACAGCCCAAUGAGUAGAGCUGACGACAUUGGCAAAGUGGUUAUCUAUGCCAAUGACUACAAAAAUGAGAUUCCCCCUCAUAGAAGACCUUUCCUGGUAAGGCAGUGCCCUGUCCAUGAUGAUGGCUGAGAGGACACCAACUUGAAUUGGAGGGCUGGAGAACAGCAUAUGGAUAUUCAUCGCCGGCUAAUGAUGGCCUCUCAUCAACUGUUAGGAAAAUAUAGCCAACAGACUCAAAGAGAAUGACACUUUGGAUAUUCUGUAAAGGACAUGAUACUUCCAUUUGAAGCAAUAUCAACUGUGAUUCAUAGCAAAUAUUAAUGCUCAACACUAUCCACCAAACCUUCCAGAUUAGAUUGGAAAAAGUGUUUCCAGUGUUUUAUAUUUGAAAUAAUUGUGUUCUUGUUUAUCCUUCAGUGACAGGAUUGCUACAACACCUCAGGCAUGGUGAAAAGAAAGACUGCUCUAGAAGGUCUUUCUCUGGAAUUAUUUUAUUGUGAACAAUUUUAUUAAGAAAAGCAUAAUUAAGCUAUUAUUACCUCAGUUUUAUUCUGUCUAUAGUAGCCUAACCUAAAUCUGUAGAACUAUGCAGGCAUUAUUCUCUGGCCCCUAAGUCCUUUUCUAGUUGUUUAACUGAUUUUUGGGCCUUAAAGUGGUUAUAAGAGUCUGUAUCUGUAUACUUUUAUAAAUCUGUUUUAUACACUUGCAUUUUAUUAGGAAUUCAAAAUAUUGCAUUAAGUGCUAGCAGCAGUUCCUCUUAGCUAACAAUGUUAGCUAGCUAAUAUGCUUACGCCGCCGACAAUGCUAAAGUUUGUUAGAUUAUGAUGUACCUUACAUGCAAUGUUUAUCCAAUGUGUUAGCAUGCUAACAUUUCGUUAUUAGCACAGAACACAAACUGAGGUCAACUUUUUGUUUUACCUUUUCAUGUUCAGACAAAGGAACAACAUUGUCGUCAACAUCCAAACCUUCUUGGAAAGUUGGUGCUACAUAAAAAGGUGGUCAGAAUAUUCAGGAAUUAUACACGUCCAGAAUUAACUUGGCAUGUUUUGACAUUAGUAAGGCAACAUAAAAAUGAAUGAUCGUUUAAAUUGAAUUGCAGCAGACCUACAUCACGACUUGGAUUUUGUAUGUUUUUGUACAUUUUCCUCUCAUUUUGCUCAAUCAGAAGGUUGUAGGUUCAAUUCCAGCUUCCUCCUGUCACACGUUGAUGUGAUGUGCGGGCAAAGGGGCAAGUUGAUAAGUUGCUUGUCAACCUGGUGUCGGUGUAAAAAUGUGUUUGUGAGCCCAAAUGGAUUAACGUGGCUGUAGUGUGAAGAACUUUGAGUCGUGAGUGUGAUUGGAAAAACGCUGUAGAAGUUCAGUUCAUUUACCAUCAUGCUGAUUUACCAAAACGACAUAAUAUUACUAAUGCUCACUGCUGGGUCACUUCUACAUCUAAACUCUAGAAUAUUUGUGUGAAAUAUGAAAUUCUUAAAUAAUUGCACUGUUGUUUCAGAUAAAGAUAGUAUUUUUUAAAAUCAUUUAUCAAAAACAAAAUUUUAAAGUAUAUUCAGUGAAGUUCUUAUUACUGUAGGCUAUGCAGCAUUGCAUUAAGAUAAUUACAUUUAGGCAACUGUACUUGUUUAAUAAUUUCUUCUGUUGUACAUCUUUGGGCCAACACUGAGAGCAGAACCUGGCAGACUGGAAUUUUCCAGGCUACUGCGGUUCUGAUUAACCUUUUAAUAAGCUUAUUUGCUUGCUUUGAAGGAUAAACUUGUUGCAGCUGAAAUUGUAAAUGGAAAUGUAUUACUGAACUUCUAACCAUUAUUGUUUUGGGGGUUUUUUUGUUGUAAAAAGUGUGCAUGAAGCAACAGAUCCAGAUUUGUAGGGGGAAAAAAAAAAAAAUCUGAAACUGUUUGCCUUUCAAUCAAUCACAUUGAAAUCACAACUGACUUGAACAUUCAAAUUUGUAUUUCCUCAGACUUAGACACAUCUUGUAAGCCUAAAAGCUUUUUUUAUUUUCACAAAAAAUACAUAUUUGUGAUAUAUUUGCUUUAAUAAUAAGUUCUGAAUAUAUUUUGAUUAAAAAAAACAAAUGAA